AUGGCCCGGGAGGAGUGCAAGGCGCUGCUGGACGCGCUCAACAAGACCACGGCGUGCUACCACGUCCUGGUGCUCACGGUGGGCGGCUCGGCCGACUCGCAGGACCUGCGCGAGGAGCUGCAGAAGACGCGGCAGAAGGCGCGGGAGCUGGCCGUGGUGGCCGGAGCCCGGCUGACCGUCGCGCUGCGUGACCGGAGCCUGGCGGCCGAGGAGCGCGCGGAGUUCGAGCGGCUCUGGGUGGCCUUCUCCGGAUGCCUGGACCUGCUGGAGGCCGACAUGCAGCGCGCCCUGGCCCUGGGCGCCGCGUUCCCGCUGCACGCGCCGCGCCGGCCUCUCGUGCGCACGGGCGUGACGGGCGGCUCCUCGGGCGUGGCAGCCCGCGCCCUGAGCGCCCGCAGCCUGCGCCACGAGGCCGACGGAGACUUCGACGUGGCCGAUCUGCCGGCGUUGGAGCGCGAGAUCCUGCAGGUGGGCGAGAUGAUCGACGACAUGGAAAUGAAGGUCAACGUGCCCCGCUGGACAGUGCAGGCCCGGCAGGAGGCCGGCGCAGAACUCAUCCUGUCCAGUGCCAGCGCGGGGGCCUUCUCCUCGGUCGGUGCGGUGUCCGUCGAGGAGCGCGCGGGGCUCUGCGACCCCAGCAAGGCCCUGGCAGCCACCGUUUUCAGCGCCGUACUGCUGGCGGCUGUGGCCCUAGCUUUAUGCGUGGCAAAGCUGAGCUGACCCAAUACCCAGUGGGCACCCGCUGGAACUGCUCCUUCCCGGGGGCAGGGAUCAGGGUUUGGUCUGGUAACCCAGCCCCAGUGUGUGCAUGAAGUACACGCGCUUUUCAAAGUACGAGCUCUGCAAGGCAGGGCUUGUUUUCUCUCUUGCCCAAGCAGGAGUUAACUUUCCCCCGGGCGAUUCAGGGCAUUACCUGGAAGGUCUGCUUGCUGGGGCUUUGUCCCCUAUUAAUAGAAACCGCUCCGCAGUGACCCCGUACGGCUCUGAGCUAAAAACACGUGUGACCAGCCUACCCUGCCGAUGUCUUCCACUCUGCAUGGGGCAGUCUGGAAGAGGGGCGCGAUAGCAGGAAGCAUGGGGAAUGGGGCUGCUUGGCUCUGCGUGAAUGGUGGUUUUGUUUCUAGACAAAAAGCAAACUGCAAUACAAUGUAAGUGAUUGGUUUGUUGUGGGUUUUUUUUAUUACCUUAAUCCUUUGGGGCCUGAGCUUGGGAGACCGUGCAGGUAGAAGUGCGCGCUGUUUCUGUGGCACGCCUCUGCACUUGUUUAUUCCAUCUGUCACAAAAAGCAAUAGGUAGGAGACCCAAGAAGGUCGCUCCAACCAGGUGUGGUGGCAUUGGGCCCACCGCAUGCACUUGCCUCCAGAGAUAAAGCUCUGUUUCUCCAUCCCUUGGGUGAGGGAAAGACAGGAGGCGCUGUGGGUCGGACCGAAUGAGAACCGCGCAGGCGGGCACUUUCUCCUUCACAGGGGCUUAUUUUGUUCCAGAACUAGACCAGUGUUUGAUCCUCCUUUGAGGGCGGGCUGGGGAAUCCUCUUUGGAGAGCUUAAUCCUAUCUAUCCCCCGGAAUUUGCUUACUAGCCAAUAGGAGCCCUAGCUUUGUGGGGAACCAUACAGCUCUCUGACCCCCACAGAGCUGGAGAGGGCAAUUUGGCAUUACUGGCCCACAGAGGUUGUGAGUCAAUCCGCUCUGAGACUGAGUACAAAAGUGUCAGCUUUAACUUUGAAUUUAAGACGCUUUUUAAAAAAGUCAUUAUUUGCCGAGCAUGGUGGUGCACGUGUUUAAUCCUAGCACUCGGGAGGCAGAGGUAGGUGGAUCGACAUGAGUUCGAGGCCACCCUGAGACUACACAGUUUAUUCCAGGUCAGCCUGGGCUAGGGUGAGACCCUACCUAGAAAAAAAAACAAAACAAAACAAAACAAAAAAUCAUUAUUUGAAAGGAACAUUACCACAGGUAUCAAAGGUGUUUUUUUUUUUUAAUAUAAAGGACAUUGAGGCACAAAUCCAUUCAUGCCAAUGAGUCAAACUUGGAGAUCUUUUUACAUGCACCUUUAAGGUUGAAUACUAAGUAUUCAUCUGCAUCUCUUUUUAAAAUCUGUGUUCUUGGAUAUAGAUUGAAUUUUGAGACUGUAGCACAAGCUACCAGAAUCUUUGGUACAGGAGGCCUAGAGGAGUAAGCCAUCCCAGAUCCUUUUGAUCCCCUCCUGGUGCUGCUGACCCUCUCUCCUGGCCUCCACACAGGGUUCUGUCACAUGAGAGAAGCAAAUGCGUUUCACUUUCUAAAGGUAAUUCAGAAUAAAGCCAAAAAGACUUUGUUUGGCUGGCACCUGGCUGAUGUCUAUUGUAAGGAGGAGGACCAGCUGUAGGGACCUGGCAAGUCCUUCACAAGGUCAGCUUGGAAGGCUAAGGGGCAGGAAGAGGAUAGGGGCAGGGUUGGUUGUUAUCUGGGCGCCCAGUCCUAGGGACCAUCCCAUCCCCCGCUCUACCCAGGUCCACUCGGCGCAGAUCUGUUGGCCUCACAUGUGGAAACAGAAUCGGUUUGUGCAAGUCUGUGGCUGGGCUUUCAAAAGACCCACAGGUCUUAAGCCCAUUGAACCCUUUAUAAUAAUUACUGCUGAGAGGAACUCUUGGCUCCCCACCUGUCCCCAUCCAGGUGACUGAACCACAGCUGACGUUUAAACUCCUCCCAUACACAAGACAGCCUGGACUCCCUGGCACCUUCUCCACAGACUCCGUUCUCAGGCAAGAGGAGUCGAUGGCACUCUAAAAACCAAGUGUUAAGGACAUUCUGCCCUUUCUAAGAAUGUGAUCCUUUGUUCUUACCUUGAUUUCUAGUUUAUAAAAAAAAAAAAAAACCUCAGCAGGACACAUUUAAA
Messenger RNA from Jaculus jaculus (lesser Egyptian jerboa), 2873 nucleotides. RefSeq names its product regulator of G protein signaling 9 binding protein (gene Rgs9bp). The record is from RefSeq and is a predicted model, not a curated record. Gene Ontology annotation, cellular component: neuron projection; photoreceptor outer segment. Bases 1 to 720 code for a protein of 239 amino acids. The transcript has a single exon. NCBI's taxonomy places the organism in Eukaryota, Metazoa, Chordata, Mammalia, Rodentia, Dipodidae. Gene Ontology annotation, biological process: detection of light stimulus involved in visual perception; G protein-coupled receptor signaling pathway.